AGGAGCCCCCAAGCCUGGCUUCUCCCUGCUCUGGGAGGGGAGUGGGGGCUAGUCAGGUGGGACCAUUAAGCAGAGCUAGGAGCCUGGAUUUCUGUCUUGUACCCCAGCCAGGGGAAGGUGCUGAGGUCUGGUGGGUUGGAAGGGGAGGUUGUGGGCUAGGAUGCCUGGGUUCCUUUCUGGUUCUGGACUUAGCAGGCUGGGUUCUCUCCCUGCAAACAGCUGCAGGCCCCCAACAACUCCAACACAACUGUGGACCUGGGCUGGAGGAGAGGACCCAUAGUGGGGGGGUGUUUCCACGGCCCCAGCUGAACCUAGAUGCCAGGGAUUGCUGUUCCCAAGGCAACCUCAUCUCACUGCCCUGCAGCAAGGACAGGACCCAGGUGCACUGGCACCUGGCCACCCUCGAUCCCACUCUGCCUCCCCUCUUCCCGCACUGUGAGGGAACCCAGGCAUCCAGACUCCCAGACCCUCUGCUUUCACUUUCCCACCCCCUAUUCCCUCCUAGAGAAUCCAGGAGUCUGGGCACCCAGGCUCCUCUGCUCCAACCCACCAGACUCAACUUCUCUCCCAGAGCUGGAGAAAACCCAGGUGUUUGGGUUCCCUUCUCUAACCCUUGUGCGUCCCCCUCAUGGCUGGAGACCCCUGGCUCCCAGGUCAGCCAGAGAACCUAGCUGCCGGGCCCCACCCUGCUGUUAUCUCAGUCUUGGUGGGUCUUUAGCAUCAUAAAGGUGCCGGCUGGGCCCUGGGCUGGGGCCUUUGCCUGGUAUGUGUUUGGGACGUCUCCCCUUCCCCCUCCCCACCACAGCCCACGUGAGAGAGGGACUGGGAGAGAACCCAGGCUGCCGCCCCUCCCUGCCACACAGCCCCAGCCCUGCCCAGGGCUAUUUAAGCAGCCGCUGGGCUCCUUCCACCUCCAGCCUCUCCACAACCAUCCCAGACCUGUCAGGUGAGUGGUGGGUCUUCCCAGGCUUGGGGGUGGGGACACCUUUUGCACCUGCCCUGGGGUGAGGGGGGUAGGGCUGGAGCUCCCCAAUUCUAUCCUACUCCCUUCAGCUCCCAGGCACUGGGGUAAAACCUUGACACAGCCCCCAGACAGGGUCCCUGAGCCCCUCCACAGUCCCCCAGAUCCCCUGCUUGCCCCCACCUCUGCCAGAUCCCCUAUACUGCCUCUACCCCCCCCCCACUAGAUCUGCUACUGCCCCUAAGGAUAGCCCUAGAUACCCUACUUCAUAGAUUUAAUAGAUUAUAGGGGUCAGAAGGGACCUUAGUAGAUCAUUGAGUCUGAUCCCCUGCCCUGGGCAGGAGAGUGCUGGGGUCAGAUGACCCCAGCCAGGUGUUUGUCCAGUCUCCUCUUAAAGACCCCUAAGGGAGGGGAGAGCACCACUUCCCUUGGAAGCCCCUUCCAAAUUCUGGUAACCCUUACCAUGAAGAAGUUCUUCCUGAUGUCUAAUUUAAAUCUGUUCUCUCAGGUUGUGGCCAUUGUUUCUAGUUACUCCAAGGGGUGCCCUGAUAAACAGAGUAUCCCUUGCUGCACCCCCCCACCCUCCCAAAUGAAUUGGUAGAUGGCCACCAGAUCCUCUCUCAGACUUCUCUUACAGAGGCUGAAGGGAUCCAGGUCCCUCAAUCUCUCCUCAUAGGACCUUACCUGCAGGCUUUUAACCAUAUGAGUGGCCCUCCUCUGGAACUUCUCAAGGUUAUCCACAUCCCUCUUGAAGUACUGCACCCCUAGAUCCACCACUGCAUCUCCUAAGGUCCCACCCCCAGCCAUGACAGUGACCUACACAGCCCGUGUGGCCAAUGCCCGCUUCUGCGGCUUCUACCAGCUGCUGGGGCUGUGGCGCGGCAGCAUCUACAAGCUGCUGUACCGUGAGUUCCUCAUCUUCCUCAUCGCCUACCUGGGCCUCAGCCUUACCUAUCGCUUCGUCUUGGCAGAGGAUCAGAAACGCUCCUUUGAAAAGCUGGUGAUUUACUGUGACCAGUACGCCAACCUCAUUCCUGUCUCCUUCGUGCUGGGGUUCUAUGUGACGCUGGUGGUGACAAGGUGGUGGAGCCAGUACACAAGUCUGCCAAUGCCCGACCGGCUGAUGUGUGCCAUCGCAGGCAGUGUGCAUGGGCGUGAUGAACGGGGCCGGUUGCUACGCCGCACACUUAUGCGCUAUGGCAGUCUGGCUGGUGUGCUCAUCCUGCGCUCCGUCAGCACCGCUGUCUUCAAGCGCUUCCCCACCAUGGACCACGUCGUUGAGGCCGGUACGAUCCUGUGCCACCCCCAGAGCCAGCUAUACGUGUCCAUGUUAGCGGUAGAUGAGAUGUAUGAGGACCUGCCGCUGCUGGAGCGGGACCGGUACUGGGAUGCGGCUAAUCCACGAGCACCAUACACGGCUGCCACCGCCUUCCUGCUGCAGCAGCCACGCUUCCAGGGCUCUACCUUUGACAUCACACUGGCCAAGGAGGAGAUGCAGUUCCAGCCUUUGGAGGAGAUCGAGGAGGGGCUGGAGCCACGUACCCGGGGCUCCUCGUCCCCCCCACCCUGGCUCCUGGGUCCUAGCAGCUUUGCGAGUCACCUCCCCCUGCUCCCCCGGAAGAACAGCAGUGCCUCUGAGGCCUCAGGCGCCUAUGGCUGCCUGUGUCCAGGAGCAUCCUGCGGCUGCCAGGCCUCCAAAACGCCCCUGGGCUGGGAUGAGGAAGCAGUGGCUGGUGGGGGAGCCACAUCGGAGCCCUGCAGCAGCACCCAGCCCCUCCUGGACACUGUGGUGCCCCUGUCCCCUGUGAACUCCCCACAACCACCCGUACCCCACUGGCUGCAGGGUUCCCUCGAAGAGGAGAAGAGGGCAUGAGCUGGCCCCAGGCUCCCUGCAAUGCCCCAAUGGCACCCAUUACACCCAGCUGCCACUGCACCCCACCCUAGAGGCAGCUGCAUCUUGGGGUCUGUUAUACCCAGCAGUCGGCAUGUCUCAUCCCAGAGACAGCUAUAUCUUGGGGUCCCUGCUAUUCCCAGUCACCAACCAGCUCCCAUCCCAGAGGCUGCCACAGCUCUGUGCCCAUUACACCCAGCCAUUGGUGUGGUCUACCCGAGAGGCAGCUGCAUCAUGGGCUACCCAUUAUACCCAGCCACCAGCAUGCCUCAGCUUGGAGACAGCUGCAACUCCAGGUCCAUUACCCACAGCCCCACUUCAGGGGGCAUACACACAGCUGCCACAUGCCCCCCAGCCCCCAUUCCUAUUUAACCCAUUCUGGGCCAGGGCUACACUGGCCACAACCGUGCCUGGCAAGGGGCAGGGGAGAUAUGGGGGGCAGAGAUGGGAGCCAGCCCCUACCCGCAUGCUGAGGGCAUCCCCUUUCUUCCCCUGCCGUUUUUCUGCCUUUAAACCAAACAGACCAAGUGCAAUACAGUGCAUUUCUGGGGGGGGCAGGGGGUAGUUCUUUUGGGGGCAUAAGGAGGCUAUGGGAGAUGGGGGCAACUGCCCUCAUGGGCUGCACUUACCCCCCCUGCGCCAUGAGCCAUCCUGAUCCCGCCAUCCUGCUCCAGGGACUGCAGCUGGUGGGGGAGAAGUUGGGGGGGGAAGAAUGCCCUGGGGUCAGGCCCCAUGCUCCAGCCACAGCCCCCUCUCUGCUGUCUGCUAGGCCUAAGGCCCAGCCAGCAGAGCAAGAGCGCACAGCUAGGUCCAGUUAACCAGCUCCAGUAAGCAGGGGCUGGGGCAGCUCCAGCUGGGGCGGGGGGGUGUGUGUGCUAAGGAAAGGGCUAGCAGUGCCUCUUCCUGCCCCCCACCAGGCAGGGGGGGCCAUGCUCAGAGCAGCCCCUAGAGACAGGGUGGGCUCUUGGGAGCAUCCACAAGCUAAAGGCUGAGGGAAGUUUCACUACAGCCCACCAGUGCUCAGAUCCCCCUACCCUUGCAUGACCCCAUGGGAAGGAGGGGCUGCCCCCUCCCCUUCCAGGGAGAUUCUGUAAGAGCAACUGGCUUCAGACCAGGAGGUCUGUAAGAAAGGGGAAAUCAACUGGGAACUACUGGUUUGGUGAGGAGGAACACCCUUCCCCAAGCCCCAGAGAUAUAACUGAGGCCCAAGAGAGUCAAAUCCAGUGUCUUUAUUGUAGUACAGGCCCCAUGGGGAGGGGGGAGGGGGCACAAAACAGCUUUAAAAACAGCAGCUAAGACCCAGAGCUUAGUAGGGUGGGGCAUCAGGGGUCCAGACAUGGCUAAGUGCCCCCUUCCCCACACAAAACUAGGGCAGAACCAGGACAUCCAGAGAUCCGGGGGGGGGGGGGGGGGGGGGGGGGGGC
This is a messenger RNA of Alligator mississippiensis (American alligator), 4276 nucleotides long. It is a transcript of the gene BEST2, whose product is annotated as bestrophin 2. NCBI's taxonomy places the organism in Eukaryota, Metazoa, Chordata, Crocodylia, Alligatoridae. The coding region runs from base 1767 to 2834 and encodes 355 amino acids. The record is from RefSeq and is a predicted model, not a curated record. Gene Ontology annotation, molecular function: chloride channel activity. The transcript is spliced from 6 exons.